This is a messenger RNA of Paramecium sonneborni, 1934 nucleotides long. NCBI's taxonomy places the organism in Eukaryota, Ciliophora, Oligohymenophorea, Peniculida, Parameciidae. The record is from the annotation of a GenBank genome assembly.
UUUAUUAUGAUGUAAUAAAAUCGAGGAGGUCCCCAAAAAAAAUAUACACUAAAUCUACAUAACGCAGCAAUUGAUUACAUAGAUAGAAUACUAUCAGAGGUGUCAGGUUUUUGUAUCAUUUAUAAUAGGAAUGAAAUGUUUGAUUCUUGAUUAAGAAACAAUCGGCAUUAUUUCACUUAUUUACUCUCAAUCUUAAAUACUAAAAAAAGAUGUUUAUUUAAUGGAAAAGAUUGAGGCUGCUGCUUCAACUAAAUAAAAGCUUUAACAUAUGAAGGCAAUUUUUUUGAUUCGACCAACUUAAGUAUAGUAUGCAUUUUAAAUUUUUAGGAAAAUUAAACUUUGCUUCUAUAAGAAAUUAGAGACAAAAGAUUUUGUGAAUAUUAUAUAUUCUUCACCAACACUUUAAGCAAUUUUUAUAUUGAAUAAUUGGCAGAAGCUGAUGGAUCAGAUUUAAUUAAAUAACUUUAAGAAAUCUUUUUAGAUUAUUAUAUAGUAUAACCUGAUACUUUUACACUUAACAUACCUUCUACAAUUACAUUAACUAAAAGUGUUUCUUAAUGGAAUUCUAAAGAUGAUUAACUCUUUUAAAGAAUUCUUGAAGGAUUAAGUGCUACGAUUUAUAGUCUUAGAAGAAUUCCUAUGAUUAGAUAUUAAGGAUCAAGUGAAAUAUGUGCUAAAUUGGCAUAAAAGUUAAGUUAAACUAUGAGAGAAGAAUAUGAAUAAUCUUAAUCUUAAUUUAUGCUUUCAAAUUGUUUACUUUUGAUUUUAGAUAGAAGAGAAGAUCCAGCAACAUUAUUAUUAAAUUAAUGGACAUAUUAGGCAAUGCUUCAUGAAUUAAUAGGAAUUCAAAAUAAUAGAAUUGAUAUUCGAUAAGGUUAAAAAGCAUUAAAUUAAGCAGUUGUAUCUAUAUUAUUUUAAUUCUUUUUAGAAUAUUAAUAAAAAUGAUUCUGAUAGUGAAUUUGUAAUAUCUUCUUCUUUAGAUGAUUUUUUUGGUGAAAAUUAAUAUUCAAAUUUUGGAGAAUUAGCUUAAAAUAUCAAAGAUUUUAUUGAUAAAGUAACAUAAUAGAAAAAAGAAACAGUUUAAAUUAAUUCAUUAGAAGAUAUGUAAAAAGCUGUUGAUAAAAUUCCAGAAAUUAGAAAAAUGAGUGGUAAUUUAUCAAAACAUGUUGCAUUAAGUUGUGAAUUAUCAAAAUUAGUUGAAGAAAGAUAAUUAUUAAAAGUAUCUAAAGUUGAAUAAGAUAUUGUUUGUAAUGAAGCAAAAUCUGAACAUUAAAGAGCUGUAUUUUAAAUGCUUGAAGAUAAAAAUAUUUAAAAAUAUGAAAAGUUAAAAUUAGUUAUGUUAUAUGCUUUGAGAUAUGAAAAUUGUGAUAAAAUUUCAAAAAUGAAGGAUGUAUUAAGAGAUUUAGGUAUGACAAAUAAUAAUCUAAAUUUAAUCAAUCAUCUUUUAGACUAUUCUGGUAAAGCUAAAAGAUAAGGAGAUUUAUUUAGUGAUAAAAACAUAUUUUCAAAAGCUUAAUAAAAAUUUAAAUCUGUUUUUAAAGAUGUUCCAAAUAUUUAUACUCAACAUUAACCAUAUUUUUUAACAAUUUUAGAGUAAAUUCUAACAAAUAAAAUUAAAGACAAUGAAUUUCCAGCAACAAAUUUGAAUUAUUUUAGGGAAAGACCUACUGAAAUAAUUAUUUUUUAAGUUGGUGGAACAUCUUUUGAAGAAGUUAAAGAAAUUGGAUUAUUAAAUAAAUAACGUAUUUAAUUUAGACUAAAUUAUUAGCUAAUUAACCAAGUAUUUUAUUAGGAGGUACAUACAUUCAUAACUCUAAAACCUUUCUAGCUGAAAUUAGUUAAUUAGCAUUUGGUGAUAAUAUUGAUGUAGUUGUGGAUAAAUCCAACCCUAGAAAUGAUAAUAAAUUUCAUAAAUUUUGAUUGGAAUAAAAUUG